AGCCUGCGGGCAGCGCAGCUCAGCCCAGUCCAGCCCCGGGGCAGCCGCCCCGCAGGCAGCGCGGAAGGGAUGAGCCGGGCGGCGCUCGGCUGGGCUCGCUGCUAAACGCGCCUCCAUCCCUCCCUCCUUUUUCUUUUCCCUCCCUCCCUCUUUUUCUCUCUGUCUCGGCUCUCCUCCUCCCUAACUCACUGGAUAUUACCAGCCGCCGGGCUCGCCGCCUCCUCUCCCCCAGCCAUGAAUCCCACCGAAGGGGCGGCGGAGGAAGGCGCUGUCCCCGACUCGGAGGUGGAUGCUUUCUUCCGAACAGGCUCAUUCCGAAAUGAUGGCUUAAAAGCUGCUGAUGUCCUUCCUAUACUAAAGGAGAAAGUGGCCUUCGUAUCAGGUGGCCGUGAUAAACGAGGUGGUCCUGUCUUGACCUUCCCAGCCCGCAGCAAUCAUGACAGAAUAAGACAGGAAGACCUUCGGAAACUUGUGACUUAUUUGGCCAGCGUGCCAAGCGAAGAUGUCUGUAAACGAGGAUUCACUGUUAUUAUUGAUAUGCGGGGAUCAAAAUGGGAUUUGAUCAAGCCUCUCCUAAAGACCCUUCAAGAAGCCUUUCCUGCCGAGAUUCAUGUUGCCCUGAUUAUAAAACCUGAUAAUUUCUGGCAGAAGCAGAAGACAAACUUCGGCAGUUCCAAGUUCAUCUUUGAGACAAGUAUGGUAUCUGUUGAAGGCCUGGCAAAACUUGUAGAUCCAUCACAACUGACAGAUGAGUUUGAAGGAUCCUUGGAUUACAACCACGAUGAAUGGAUAGAGCUGCGUGUCUCCUUGGAAGAGUUUUUCAACAGUGCCAUCCAUUUAUUAUCAAGGCUGGAGGACCUCCAGGAAAUGUUGGCUAGGAAGGAGUUUCCAGUUGACGUUGAGGGCUCCAGGAGGCUGAUUGAUGAGCACACACAGCUUAAGAAAAAAGUGAUUAAAGCUCCUGUGGAAGAACUGGACCGUGAGGGUCAGAGGUUAUUACAAUGCAUAAGGUGCAGUGAUGGUUUUUCCGGUAGGAACUGCAUUCCUGGAAGCGCGGAUUUUCAAAGUCUUGUGCCAAAGAUUACCAGCCUUUUAGACAAGCUGCAUUCUACCCGGCAACACUUACAUCAGAUGUGGCAUGUCCGCAAGUUGAAACUAGACCAGUGCUUUCAACUCCGACUUUUUGAGCAAGAUGCUGAGAAGAUGUUUGACUGGAUCAGCCACAACAAAGAAUUGUUCCUGCAGAGUCACACAGAGAUUGGUGUGAGCUACCAACAUGCCCUUGACCUGCAGACGCAGCACAAUCACUUUGCCAUGAAUUCAAUGAACGCCUAUGUCAACAUAAAUCGGAUCAUGUCUGUUGCAUCCAGGCUGUCUGAGGCAGGCCAUUACGCUUCCCAGCAAAUUAAACAAAUUUCUACACAGCUGGAUCAAGAGUGGAAGAGUUUUGCUGCAGCUCUGGAUGAACGCAGCACCAUCUUAGCCAUGUCUGCUGUCUUUCACCAGAAAGCUGAACAGUUCCUUUCAGGUGUGGAUGCCUGGUGUAAAAUGUGCAGUGAAGGAGGCCUCCCCUCAGAAAUGCAAGACCUAGAGCUGGCCAUCCAUCAUCAUCAGUCUCUGUAUGAACAAGUAACACAGGCCUACACAGAGGUAAGCCAGGAUGGAAAAGCCUUGCUGGAUGUCCUACAGCGUCCCCUGAGCCCUGGGAAUUCAGAAUCCCUCACUGCUACUGCAAACUACUCCAAAGCUGUGCACCAGGUACUGGAUGUGGUACAUGAGGUCCUGCAUCACCAGCGGCGCCUGGAGAGCAUCUGGCAGCACCGAAAGGUCCGGCUGCACCAAAGGCUGCAGCUCUGCGUUUUCCAGCAGGAUGUUCAACAGGUACUGGACUGGAUUGAAAAUCAUGGAGAAGCCUUUCUGAGUAAACACACGGGAGUGGGGAAGUCUCUGCACAGAGCACGCGCGCUGCAGAAAAGACACGAUGACUUUGAAGAGGUAGCACAGAAUACGUACACCAAUGCAGACAAGCUUUUAGAGGCUGCAGAGCAGUUGGCUCAGACUGGGGAAUGUGACCCUGAAGAGAUUUAUAAAGCAGCCCGGCAUCUGGAAGUACGGAUUCAGGACUUCGUCCGGAGGGUGGAACAGAGGAAGCUUCUCUUGGACAUGUCAGUCUCCUUCCAUACCCACACCAAAGAGCUGUGGACAUGGAUGGAAGAUCUGCAGAAGGAGCUCUUAGAGGAUGUCUGUGCUGACUCCGUGGAUGCGGUUCAGGAGCUUAUCAAGCAGUUUCAGCAGCAGCAAACAGCCACCUUGGAUGCUACCCUCAAUGUUAUUAAGGAAGGGGAAGAUCUAAUCCAGCAGCUCAGGGACUCCGCCGUUUCCAACAAUAAGACCCCACACAACAGCUCCAUCAGCCACAUCGAAUCUGUACUUCAGCAACUGGACGAGGCCCAAGUACAGAUGGAAGAGCUCUUCCAUGAGAGGAAGAUUAAGCUAGAUAUCUUUCUUCAGCUCCGGAUUUUUGAGCAGUACACCAUUGAGGUUACAGCAGAAUUAGAUGCCUGGAAUGAGGAUCUGCUGAGACAAAUGAAUGAUUUCAAUACCGAGGACCUUACUCUGGCUGAGCAACGUUUGCAGCGUCACACUGAGAGGAAGUUGGCCAUGAACAACAUGACUUUUGAAGUCAUCCAGCAAGGGCAAGAUUUACACCAAUACAUCAUGGAGGUCCAGGCUUCAGGCAUCGAGCUGAUCUGUGAAAAGGACAUUGACCUUGCAACACAGGUUCAAGAACUGCUGGAAUUCCUUCAUGAGAAACAACAUGAACUGGAGCUUAAUGCUGACCAAACUCACAAGAGGUUAGAGCAGUGCCUACAGCUCCGGCACCUACAGGCUGAAGUCAAGCAGGUGCUUGGCUGGAUCCGGAAUGGUGAAUCAAUGCUGAAUGCAAGCCUUGUCAAUGCAAGCUCCCUCUCUGAGGCUGAGCAGCUCCAGCGAGAGCAUGAGCAAUUUCAGCUGGCCAUAGAGAAGACACACCAGAGUGCCCUGCAGGUCCAGCAGAAAGCCGAAGUGCUGCUGCAGGCUGGGCAUUAUGAUGCUGAUGCCAUCAGAGAAUGCGCUGAAAAGGUGGCCCUGCACUGGCAGCAGCUGAUGCUGAAGAUGGAGGACAGGCUCAAGCUGGUCAAUGCCUCAGUGGCCUUCUACAAAACCUCUGAGCAGGUGUGCAGUGUAUUAGAGAGCCUGGAGCAAGAAUACAGACGUGAUGAAGACUGGUGUGGAGGUCGAGAUAAACUUGGACCAGCAGCUGAGAUAGACCACGUCAUCCCUCUGAUCAGCAAGCAUCUGGAGCAGAAGGAGGCUUUUCUCAAGGCCUGCACACUGGCUCGAAGGAACGCCGAGGUAUUCCUCAAGUACAUCCACAGGAACAAUGUCAGCAUGCCUGGAGUCGCAAGCCAUACCCGGGGGCCUGAGCAGCAAGUGAAAGCCAUCCUGAGUGAGUUGCUGCAGAGGGAAAACCGGGUCCUUCACUUCUGGACCCUGAAGAAGCGGAGGUUAGAUCAGUGCCAGCAGUACGUUGUCUUUGAGCGCAGUGCCAAGCAGGCCCUGGACUGGAUCCAAGAGACAGGCGAAUAUUACCUCUCUACUCACAACUCCACAGGGGAAUCAGCAGAAGAAACUCAGGAACUCCUGAAGGAAUAUGGGGAAUUCAGAGUACCUGCGAAGCAAACAAAGGAGAAAGUGAAGCUCCUCAUCCAGCUGGCUGACAGCUUUGUAGAAAAGGGACAUAUACAUGCCACUGAAAUCAGGAAAUGGGUGACCACCGUUGACAAACGCUACCGUGACUUCUCUCUCAGGAUGGGGAAAUACCGCUACUCCCUGGAGAAAGCCCUUGGAAUCAAUACAGAGGAUAACAAGGACCUUGAACUAGAUAUUAUUCCAGCAAGUCUUUCAGACCGGGAGGUAAAGCUGCGAGAUGCAAAUCAUGAAGUCAAUGAAGAAAAAAGAAAGUCAGCCAGAAAGAAAGAAUUCAUUAUGGCUGAGCUUCUUCAGACAGAAAAAGCUUAUGUCAGGGACUUACAUGAGUGUUUAGAGACUUACCUUUGGGAAAUGACAAGUGGAGUGGAAGAAAUACCCGCUGGGAUCCUUAAUAAAGAACACAUCAUCUUUGGCAAUAUCCAGGAGAUAUAUGACUUCCAUAACAACAUUUUCCUGAAAGAACUCGAGAAAUAUGAGCAACUGCCUGAGGAUGUGGGUCACUGCUUUGUCACCUGGGCAGAUAAAUUUCAGAUGUAUGUCACCUACUGCAAAAACAAGCCUGACUCCAGCCAGCUCAUCCUGGAACAUGCAGGGACUUUCUUUGAUGAAAUUCAGCAAAGGCAUGGUCUGGCCAACUCUAUCUCUUCUUAUUUAAUCAAGCCUGUCCAGAGGAUCACAAAAUAUCAACUCCUCCUGAAGGAACUGCUUACCUGCUGUGAGGAAGGCAAAGGGGAGCUCAAGGAUGGUCUGGAAGUGAUGCUCAGUGUCCCCAAGAAAGCUAAUGAUGCAAUGCAUGUCAGCAUGCUGGAAGGGUUUGAUGAGAAUCUAGAUGUCCAGGGAGAGCUGAUUCUUCAGGAUUCCUUCCAAGUGUGGGAUCCCAAGUCACUCAUUCGGAAGGGCCGUGAGAGGCAUUUGUUUCUCUUUGAAAUCUCCUUGGUGUUUAGCAAGGAGAUCAAAGACUCUUCAGGACACACAAAAUAUGUUUACAAGAACAAGUUACUGACCUCAGAACUGGGAGUGACUGAACAUGUUGAAGGAGAUCCCUGUAAAUUUGCCUUGUGGUCUGGACGAACACCAUCCUCAGACAAUAAAACAGUGCUAAAAGCAUCGAGUAUUGAAACAAAACAGGAAUGGAUCAAAAAUAUCCGAGAAGUCAUCCAAGAAAGAAUUAUCCAUCUGAAAGGAGCUCUGAAAGAGCCAAUUCAGCUCCCCAAGACACCAGCAAAGCAGCGAAACAACAGUAGAAGAGAUGGAGUAGAUGAUGCAGACAGCCAAGGAGAUGGAAGCAGUCAACCUGACACCAUUUCCAUUGCAUCCAGGACAUCACAGAAUACAGUGGACAGUGAUAAGUUGUCUGGAGGGUGUGAACUAACCGUGGUGCUCCAGGACUUCACGGCGGGCCACAGCAGUGAGCUGAGCAUUCAGGUUGGGCAGACGGUGGAGCUGCUGGAGAGGCCGAGUGAAAGGCCAGGCUGGUGCUUGGUGCGGACCACGGAGCGGAGCCCACCGCAGGAGGGCCUGGUCCCCAGCAGCGCUCUCUGCAUUUCCCAUUCCCGCAGCAGUGUGGAGAUGGAUUGCUUCUUCCCUUCAGGAAAAGAGGCAUAUUCAGUCUCUUCCAAUGAAAAUGGAGGCAAGUCCGAUUCAGUGGCCAACUUACAGCCCCAGCCAUCCCUCAACUCUAUCCAGAGCUCUCCCGGCCCCAAGCGCUCGACCAACACACUGAAGAAAUGGCUGACGAGCCCCGUGCGCCGGCUGAACAGCGGGAAGGCCGAGAGCAACAUCAAGAAGCAAAAGAAGGUGCGAGAUGGCAGGAAGAGCUUUGACCUCGGCUCACCAAAGACUGGAGAUGAAACCACUCCUCAAGGAGACAGCGCAGAUGAGAAGAGCAAGAAGGGUUGGGGAGAAGAUGAGCCAGAUGAAGAGUCUCACACACCUCUUCCUCCUCCUAUGAAGAUUUUUGACAAUGAUCCAACCCAAGAUGAGAUGUCCUCUUCUUUGCUAGCUGCUCGGCAGAGCUCCUCUGAUGUCCCAACUGCUGCGGAUCUUGUCAGUGCAAUAGAACAGUUGGUCAAAAGUAAGCUGACCCUUGAAGGAGGAUCUUACCGAGGAAGCUUAAAAGAUGCCACAGGCUGCUUGAAUGAAGGAAUGACGCCUUCAACUCCCCCAAGAAACCUUGAAGAGGAACAAAAAGCCAAAGCAAUGAGAGGCAGGAUGUUUGUCUUAAAUGAACUGGUCCAGACUGAAAAAGACUACGUCAAAGAUUUGGGAACUGUUGUGGAGGGCUUCAUGAAGAGAAUAGAAGAAAAGGGAGUUUCUGAAGAUAUGAAAGGGAAAGACAAGAUAGUGUUUGGCAAUAUUCACCAGAUUUAUGACUGGCACAAAGACUUUUUCCUGGCUGAACUGGAAAAAUGUCUUCAGGAGCAUGACCGUUUAGCACAGCUUUUUAUUAAACAUGAGCGGCGAUUACACAUGUAUGUGGUGUACUGCCAAAACAAGCCACGAUCUGAAUAUGUAGUAGCUGAGUACGAGACAUAUUUUGAGGAGGUUCAACAGGAAAUAAACCAACGGCUGACCAUCAGUGACUUUCUGAUCAAACCCAUUCAGAGAAUAACUAAAUAUCAGCUUCUUCUCAAGGACUUCCUGAGGUACAGUGAAAAAGCUGGUCUGGAGUGCUCUGAAAUAGAGAAAGCAGUUGAGUUAAUGUGCCUUGUACCAAAACGUUGCAAUGAUAUGAUGAACCUGGGUCGCCUCCAAGGCUUUGAGGGUAAGCUGACAGCCCAGGGCAAGCUGCUGCAGCAGGACACCUUCUACGUGACAGAGCAGGACUCCGGAGUUCAGUCUCGACCGAAGGAACGCAGAGUGUUUCUCUUUGAGCAAAUAGUUAUCUUCAGUGAGCUGCUUAGGAAAGGAUCUUUAACACCAGGGUACAUGUUCAAGAAAAGCAUAAAGAUGAACUACCUUGUCAUUGAAGAAAACGUGGACAGUGAUCCCUGCAGGUUUGCUCUAGUGAACCGGGAAACAUCUGAGAGAGUCAUUUUACAGGCAGCUAAUCCAGAAAUUCAGCAGGCUUGGGUACAGGACAUCAACCAGGUCCUGGACACACAAAGGGAUUUCCUAAAUGCACUGCAGUCUCCCAUAGAGUACCAACGCAAAGAAAGUAGCACAGCAGUGCUGAGGCCCCAGGCCGGUAGGGUCGCUCAGCCCAACAGCAGACCCUAUUCUUCUGUUCCAGUAGGGUCUGAGAAGCCUUUGAAGGCUACAAGCCGUAACCCAUCUCUCCCACCCCUGAAGAUAUCUACCUCCAAUGGCAAUACAGGGUAUGAACAGCCUGGAGACAAGUAUGAACAGAGCAAGACUGAUUUGGGAGGGUGCAAUGGGACCUCAUCCAUGGUGGUGAUUAAAGAUUACUAUGCACUGAAGGAGGACGAGAUCUGUGUGAAUCAAGGAGAGGUGGUUCAGAUCCUUGCUAUCAACCAGCAGAACAUGUUCCUGGUGUACCAGCCCGCAAACGACCACUCUCCAGCUGCUGAAGGAUGGAUCCCUGGCAAUAUCUUGGCUCCCCUCACUAAAUCCACUACAGAUAAUAGCGACGGAAGCAUCAAGAAGUCAUGUUCAUGGCAUACCCUGCGCAUGAGAAAGCGGGCGGAAAAGGAGAGCAGUGGCAAAAAUGAAGCCAAUGGGCCACGUAAAUCCAAGGAUAUUCUGGGGAACAAAGUCUCUGUUAAAGAGACAAACAGCUCAGAGGAAUCAGAGUGUGAUGACCUUGACCCCAAUACUAGCAUGGAGAUAAUCAACCCCAAUUUCAUUCAAGAAGUGGCUCCAGAGUUCCUUGUGCCGUUGGUGGAUAUCACCUGCCUGCUUGGUGACACAGUGAUGCUGCAGUGCAAAGUCUGCGGCCGGCCCAAACCAACGAUAACCUGGAAAGGACCAGAUCAAAACAUUCUUGACAAUGAUAACAGCACGGCCACAUACACGGUAUCAUCCUGUGACUCUGGGGAGCUCAUGCUGAAGAUUUGCAAUGUGAUGCCUCAGGACAGUGGCAUUUACACCUGUGUUGCAACUAAUGAGCAUGGAACAGCAUCAACCUCAGCCACAAUCAAAGUGCAAGGUGUUCCAGCAGCCCCUAAUCGUCCCAUUGCUCAGGAGAGAAGCUGCACCUCUGUGAUCCUUCGUUGGCUGCCUCCAUCCAGUACAGGCAAUUGCACCAUUUCUGGCUACACAGUGGAGUACAGAGAAGAAGGCUCGCAGGUCUGGCAGCAGUCAGUGGCCUCCACACUGGACACUUACCUUGUCAUUGAAGACCUGUCCCCAGGCUGCCAGUAUCAGUUCCGUGUGAGCGCCAGCAACCCCUGGGGGAUCAGCUUGCCCAGUGACCCAUCUGAAUUCGUGAGGCUUCCAGAAUAUGACUCUGCUGCUGAUGGUGCCACUAUUUCGUGGAAGGAAAACUUUGAUCUCGCUUAUGCAGAGCUGCAUGAGAUUGGGAGGGGACGAUUCUCCAUCGUAAAGAAAUGUGUUCACAAAGCUACCCGGAAAGAUGUUGCUGUAAAAUUCAUCAGUAAAAAAAUGAAGAAGAAGGAGCAAGCAGCCCAUGAGGCAGCUCUCUUACAGCACUUACAGCAUCCUCAGUACAUCACUAUCCAUGAUACCUAUGAGUCUCCUACUUCUUACAUCCUAGUUCUGGAGCUGAUGGAUGAUGGUCGUCUCCUAGAUUAUCUAAUGAACCAUGAUGAACUUAUGGAGGAAAAAGUAGCUUUCUACAUAAGAGACACAAUGGAAGCCUUGCAGUAUCUUCACAAUUGCCGAGUGGCUCAUUUAGAUAUAAAGCCAGAGAAUCUGCUCAUCGAUUUAAGGAUCCCAGUUCCUCGUGUCAAGAUCAUUGAUUUGGAAGAUGCAGUUCAAAUCACAGGCCAUUACCACGUCCACCAUCUCCUUGGAAACCCAGAAUUCGCAGCCCCUGAAGUUAUCCAGGGCCUCCCUGUGUCCCUGAGCACAGACAUCUGGAGCAUCGGGGUCCUCACCUACGUCAUGUUGAGCGGUGUCUCGCCCUUCCUAGAUGAAAGCAAAGAGGAGACUUGUAUCAAUGUGUGCAGAGUCGAUUUCAGCUUCCCACCUGAGUACUUCUCUGAUGUGAGCCAUGCCGCCAGGGAUUUCAUCAACGUCAUCCUCCAGGAAGACUUCAGGAGAAGGCCGACAGCAGCCACUUGUUUACAGCACCCAUGGCUGCAGCCACACAAUGGCAGCUACUCCAAAAUCCCACUGGAUACCUCCCGCUUGGCAUCCUUCAUUGAGCGCCGCAGACACCAGUACGACGUGCACCCCAUCCCUGGUGUCAAGAGUUUCCUGAUGAGCAGGCUUAACCCUGGGACGUAAUGCCCACCUCCCCGGACACUACACUGCUGGUCCUGAGGCAUGGUGCAGGGAGUGAGCAGGCCCAAAGCAGAGCUUCUGUACAUACUUUUGUAUUCAGUGUUGGCAUUUGAAGGUAUAAAUCUGUCCAGAGGUCCCAGUACCUCCUCAGUUACUCAGGAUCAAAGCAAGCAGGGUAACGGUGACAGGUACUUAGGUGCCCUCUUCAAUGAGCACCUCCUGGAAGCAUCUCAACAGUAUGCAGCAGCAAACACCAACUGGAGACAAGAACCAAAACUGCAGUUGCCUUAAUCUCUGGGAGGCAGCCUUACCAGAAAUCCUCUUGAUCUUGCUGAACUGAUAUCUGAGUGUAUGAGAGAUAGGUGUAGGAUAGUGUGUGGAGGAGUAAGUCUAGGCUGACCUUUGUGUGUAUUGCAGGACUUGGCUGAAUGCAGCUCUCACUGGAGUCACUGCAUGCCUGCUCUGGGUUAACAGUUGGAUUUUUUGUUCUCUGUAUGCCCAGGUCUCCCAUGAUUUCUGUGAGGACUUCACCUGCAAGAUCAGGCCUGCUGGAUCAGCUUCUGUGGUGGCUUGGCUUAGAUACAUCCUCAUUACAUGGCAGUGCUCAGAAUAAAAUCCCAUGUUAAUCCUUGGGCUUUCUACUGCGUCAGGUCAACAUGCAGUACCCUUUGGAGCUAUGAUUGAGGCAAUGAAUUCAUUGGAGCAUACAGCUGUUUCUGACUAAGCACAACGGGACUAUGAUGCUGGUUUGUUUUUUUUUUAACGCAUUUUAUAUACACUGUACAGAAAUCUUUUGCAAAACCUGUGCAUUGAGAAAAGGCUGAGUCCAAUUUUUGCAGUAUCUGUAAACUAGGUGAUGAUUGAUGAAGACAAUUUUUU
Molecule: messenger RNA, 9999 nt
Organism: Phasianus colchicus (ring-necked pheasant)
Lineage: Eukaryota; Metazoa; Chordata; Aves; Galliformes; Phasianidae
Gene: KALRN
Product: kalirin RhoGEF kinase
Biological process (GO): protein phosphorylation; intracellular signal transduction; axon guidance
Cellular component (GO): cytoplasm; postsynaptic density; extrinsic component of membrane
Molecular function (GO): protein kinase activity; protein binding; guanyl-nucleotide exchange factor activity
Source: RefSeq, a predicted model, not a curated record